AUGCUUCGCAUGGGAGAGUACAUAUGUGGUUGCAAGCCACUUUGGAACCUGUGGGCUAACGAUGUACGCAUCACCGUGAAUGGGAAGCGGUACUUGGUGACUGGGCUCCUCAGUGAUAAGGGCCUGACGAUGAUCUACAAGGUGCGCAGUCUCCAGCGAGAACAGAGGGGGAACUUUUGUAUUAAGGCAGUACAUUGCCCGUUCGGGCGGGCAGAGCACGUAGCUGAAGCCAUGCGGGAGAUCGACAACUACCAGGCCUUCCACAGCCCCUAUAUAACCAGCCUGCUGGACUCGCAAAUUGUGCCGCUGGAGCAGGGCUCCAAGCUGGUGUAUAUGGUGCUACAAUACUUCCCGACAGGUUCGCUGCAGCAGCUGAUUGAUACAACGCUUGUGGAGGGCGUGCCGCUGCCGGAACCACGGGUCCUGGCGCUGAUGGUGGAGGUGUGCCGCGCGGUCAGGGCCGUGCACCAGCCCGGGGACGAAGGGGUGGAGAGUGGGUCCGCCACACAGAGCGAGGAUACGCACCUGCUCGCAGACGCACUGGAGAUGGACGUGCUCGAGGCUUCGACCAGUAGCCCACGGCGAUCGUUCGUACUAUGCGACCUGAGGCCUUCGGCCGUGAUGCUGACGCCGCAGGGCAUGCCCAUCAUCAGCGACCUAAGUGCGUGUGUGCGCUCGGGAUACGCUCUGGCUAAUGCCACGCGCCUUGCGCGCAUGCGGGCUGUGCUCGAUACGCACGGCAGCCCGAUGUACCUUGCGCCAGAACUAUGCGCGCUCGAACCCAACGCCUGCAUCCUCCCCCCGGCGGAUAUAUGGUCGCUGGGGUGCAUCUGCUACGCGCUCAUGUAUGGCAUCUCGCCAUUUGAGCGCGAGGAGCAACUGCACGGUACACCGCUACGCCAGGCUCGCGCUUCAGGCCUUUUUUCGUUCCCGGACAACCCGGUCUACUCUCUACAACUCCUUGAUAUAGUCCGCCAAUGCUUGGCCGUCAAGCCAGAUGCUCGGCCGACUAUUGAUAGCCUCAUGUCUUUGUUUCACGAUCUACUGGACGAUUCCGCUAUUGGAAGCCUUGUGUUGGGCGAGUGA
Molecule: messenger RNA, 1086 nt
Organism: Eremothecium gossypii ATCC 10895
Lineage: Eukaryota; Fungi; Ascomycota; Saccharomycetes; Saccharomycetales; Saccharomycetaceae
Gene: ENV7
Product: putative serine/threonine protein kinase ENV7
Exons: 1
Coding region: 1-1086 (361 amino acids)
Biological process (GO): vacuolar protein processing; regulation of vacuole fusion, non-autophagic; protein phosphorylation
Cellular component (GO): Golgi apparatus; cytoplasm
Molecular function (GO): ATP binding; protein serine/threonine kinase activity
Source: RefSeq, marked provisional